This is a messenger RNA of Acanthosepion pharaonis, 1242 nucleotides long. The record is from the annotation of a GenBank genome assembly. Lineage: Eukaryota; Metazoa; Mollusca; Cephalopoda; Sepiida; Sepiidae.
AUGCUUCAUUUUCUUUUGUUCCGAAUCAGAACUGUCUUUCUUCCUGCAUGUCAUUUCUUCUCAAUGCCUUUCCAAUUAUCUUCACUUGUAUAUAACAGACGCUCACUCUCUCUCUCCCAAUCUCUCUCUCUCUCCCAAUCUCUCUCUCUCUCCCAAUCUCUCUCUCUCUCUCCCAAUCUCUCUCUCUCCCAAUCUCUCUCUCCCAAUCUCUCUCUCUCCCCAAUCUCUCUCUCUCUCCCAAUCUCUCUCUCUCUCCCAAUCUCUCUCUCCCAAUCUCUCUCCCAAUCUCUCUCUCUCAAUCUCUCUCUCUCCCCCAAUCUCUCUCUCCCCAAUCUCUCUCUCUCCCCAUCUCUCUCUCCCUCUCUCCCAAUCUCUCUCUCCAAAUCUCCCCUCUCUCCCAAUCUCUGUCUCUCUCCCAAUCUCUGUCUCUCUCCCAAUCUCUCCAGGACACGUUUACACUAUCACUCUCUCUCUCCGCCCCUCUCUCUAUCACUCUCUCUCUCACCGUCCCCAUCUCUCUAUCUCUCUCUCCCCAUCUCUAUCCCCAUCUCUAUCUCUCUCUCUCCACCGUCCCCCUCUCUCUCUCACCGUCCCCCAUCUCUCUCUCACCGUCCCCCUCUCUCUCUCUCACCGUCCCCAUCUCUCUCUCUCUCACCGUCCCCCAUCUCUCUCUCUCUCACCGUCCCCCUCUCUCUCUCUCACCGUCCCCAUCUCUCUCUCUCUCCCCCACCGUCCCCAUCUCUCUCUCUCUCUCACCCCAUCUCUCCCAUCUCUCUCUCUCUCUCUCUCUCUCGCACCCCUCGCCUUCAUAUCAAACUGCCAAAAAAUUAUUUUAAAAAGAAAAGAAAUAAUUGGCCUGAGGUUGGAAAAGUAUUGUCAUUUAUUUCAUUAUCUCCCAAAUUUCUUCCUGUGCUGUCUCCUUUUUCUCCCCCUCCCCCUCUCUUUGUCUCCUUUUUUCUCCUGCCCUCUCUUUGUCUCCUUUUUUCUCCUGCCCUCACUUUGUCUCCUUUUUUCUCCUGCCCUCACUUUGUCUCCUUUUUUCUCCUGCCCUCACUUUGUCUCCUUUUUUCUCCUGCCCUCACUUUGUCUCCUUUUUUUUUUUUUUUUUCUGCCCUCACUUUGUCUCCUUUUUUCUCCUGCCCUCACUUUGUCUCCUUUUUUCUCCUGCCCUCUCUUUGUCUCCUUUUUUCUCCUGCCCUCACUUUGUCUCCCCCUCCCCCUCUCUUUGUCCGUCUUCCAUAA